UUUACCCGCACCCAACAGAGGCUGCAGGGUCGAGCUCAGCCUCUUCGUCUUCAUCCAGCAACAGAUCAUCCUCCAGAGUCCAGACACCUCAAAACCAGCUGUCGUAUUAAUCGGUCAAUUUCUCCAUGCUGCCUGCACCCUCCGCCGCCGAGGAGUCCCCGUCCCCGUCGUGGAGCGCCCUGAUCGACUGAGAAAAAGCUCCCCCUCUCUCCAGUGCCUUCCUCUGUGACGUUUGCUCUCCUGAUCCCCCUUCGUUCUCCAUUCGGCCGCUGCUCUUGCCGCACAACAUCGGCGGAGGUCUCAAACCCUACUCUGAGGGAAGGCCGCUUCUCUUAAACCACAAGAUUUAGAAAUAAUAUAAUAAGUCAUUUUUUCGAAUCUGUUAUUCGCGUCUCGAUUAACGAUUUUAGCCAGGUCAUGAAUGCAUCAUCCUUCUCUAGUCCAUCAACUCCGGCAUUGUGCAAGAAGCGGAUCUGCUUUGCAAGGCAAGAAGCUCCACGCCCGGAUACUAAAGACCGGCCUGGACAAGUGUUCUUCCCCAUGUUUUCCCAAUGGUCUCAUUGAUGUGUAUGGGAAAUGUCUCCUACUCAAAGACGCCUGUCAGGUGUUCGAUGGAAUGUGCCAAAGGGACUUAGCUUCAUGGGCAUCUAUCUUCACCGCCCACAACCUUUCUUGCCUUCCUUUAUCCACACUAUCAAUCUUCCCAAACAUGUCACUCCUCGACGGCAUUCAACCUGAUCAUUUUGUUUUUGCCAGCCUGGUUAAGGCUUGUGCUGACCUCACUGCUCUCAGAAUAGGGAAACAAGUGCACGGGCAGUUCAUCGUAUCACGAUUUUCCCACGAUGAUGUUGUGAAGUCUUCCCUUGUUGACAUGUACAAUAAGUGUGAGGCCAUUGAUCACGCCCGAGCCGUUUUUGACUCAAUUUCUCACAAGAAUCCUAUUUCGUCAGCUGCUAUGAUAUCUGGGUAUGCACGAAAUGGGAUGUGGUAUGAAGCUGAGGAACUUUUUCGCUCCUCUCCUGUGAAGACUAUAUCCACUUGGACUGCUUUGAUAUGUGGAAUGGUACAAAGCUGUGAUUUUUUCAAGGCAUAUAGUCUUUUUACUGAAAUGAGAAAAGAAGGUGUUGAUAUUUCAGAUCCAUAUAUCCUAUCCAGUUUAAUUGCAGCUUCUUCUAGUCUGGCAGACUUGGAUCUUGGUAAACAGAUCCAUUGCUUGGUCAUUGUUUUUGGUUAUGAGUCGAGUUUGUUCGUCAGUAACACACUUGUGGAUAUGUAUUCCAAGUGUUCAGAUGUAUUGACAUCGAAAUUCAUAUUUGAUCAUAUGGAGAAGCGGGACAUUGUCUCUUGGACAUCUAUAAUAGUUGCCAUGGCACAACACGGCAAAGCACAUGAUGCUUUGUCAAUGUACGACAAUAUGGUUUUGGAGGGUUUCAAGCCAAAUCAAGUCACUUUCACUGGACUAAUAUAUGCUUGUAGUCACUUUGGCUUGGUUGAGAGAGGUCGCCAGCUUUUCAAGUCCAUGACUGAGGAUUAUGGUUUGAGUCCCUCAUUGCAGCAUUACACAUGUUUGUUAGAUCUCUUGAGUAGAUCGGGGCAUCUGCAUGAAGCGGAAGAUCUGCUCAACAAGAUGCCAUUUGAACCUGAUGAAGCUGCUUGGGUUGCUCUGCUGAGUGCAUGCAAGAGGCAUGGAGAGAGUGAGAUAGGGAUGAGAAUUGCUAACCGCAUUCUGAGUCUUGGCCCCACUGAAGCUUCUACUUGUGUUUUGCUGUCUACUGUUUAUGCUGGGGAGAGCAUGUGGGAGAAAGUGUCUAAAUUGAGGGAGAUUAUGGCAUGUAUGGAGGUUAAGAAAGAGCCGGCUUAUAGUUGUGUUGAUUUGAGUGGCGAAUGAUGAUAUAUUAGCUAUAUGCCACUUAGAUGGUAGCUAAUCAACAAGAUUACCUCUGAUUCAACGUUUGUUUGAGAUCAACAGUGUCACUGAGCAGCUGAAUUUACGAUCUCAACAUUGUUACUACAUGGCAGUAAACUUGUAGAGGGAAUGGCGUGGUUUCGGCUGCAUAAUGCUUCUUACAGCCGACUUGUAGGGGCACAGAAGUCACCUUUUUUCACAGGGAGUGGUUGAGCAGGCAAUUUUUGGUGUUUGCAUAACUGCUAGAGACAAGCUCUGCCGCUAAUCAGAAUACUUCCUUGGUAGUUUCAAGCAAUGCAGAUACACCAACUCAGUGGGAAUUUCAUUCUGUUUAUUACUUCCAGGUUUUUGAACUCUUUCUUAAAAUGCUUCUGUUGCAGGUUCCAAGUCUAUCGCCUUUUCAUUGAAACAUAGGAUUUUAUCAUGUUUGUUGUGUGAUUAAUUGUUGUAUACCUUAUGUUUUAUGUAACAACGCUCAACUUUACAGUGGCAUAGUUUAACAAUUUGUUUUGUUGGGGUGAAAUAAGAAACAGAGGAAUGUGAGGGAGAGAAAUAGAUGAGAAGCGAGAAACUUCUCUUGUUUGGUGAUGAGAGAAAUGGAUUCCGUCACCCUUGCACUUAGUAAAAAUGGGAACAACAAAUCUCUCAACAACCACUGUGGGGUCAGUUGAGGCCAAGCUUAGAUCAACUUGUGGGUCUGGUACUCUAGUUCUUCGACAUUGAUGGCUUUCUGACCUAAAAAUGCUAAAUGGGAUCCUUGGUGUGGUUUCACCUCUGUCUUCGUACUUCCAGAGUGCCAGAGUGCUAAGUGGUUCAUUGAGGCAGGACUUUCAGCUCCGCAUGAUAUUGGUUCAGAAUGCAUCAUUGAAAACGUCACUGUAAGCCUUAUGUUUGACAAGAAGCUUUUCCCAUUUAUCAAUUUUGAAAAGUUACUUCAACAAACUAAGAUUUGUCCUAAGUAAAAGCUUCUGGAUUUGGAUAACUUUGAGGAGCGGUAUGCUAAAAAAGCCCUAUGACAACGCUAAAUCUUGAUACAAAGUGAAAAGUUGAACACUUAAAGUGCAAUAAUAUAACAAAAAAAAAAGAAAUUCUAGCAGCUUUUUAAAUUGUAAUGCCUGCGAAAGAGCAUCUCUAUUAGCAGCGGGUUAAUGACACAAACAGUGGCUAAAUGAUACCAGGCCCCAGAGACCAGAGUAUGAUGGUUGAUGACCGGGCAUUAGAAUAGAGGCCCAGGAUACGGUAAGUUACACUCGGCUCGCAUUUGGUACAGCUCAAAGUGGUUUUAUUCUCUAUUACCAUUGCUCCCAGUCUCCCAUGGUCCCAUUAGUUUGCUUUAAUCUCUCAGAUUUUUUUACAUUUGGGGGUGGUGGACCCGCAGGUUACAGGUAAUUCUGGUUAGGAUACUGUUCAAUAUUGAGUGGGUUUUAGGUUUGUAAAAAGCUAUGGGGUUUUUACUCCAAUAUUACUACAAUGUUACUCCGUCACAAAAAAGUGACCAUUUUUCACCCUUCCAAAAAAGUGACCUAAUGAUUAGGGGUGGACCGGUUCCGGUUCGGGCCCGGUUCGGGCCUGGGCCCAGCCGGGCCUCGGUUCAAGAAGGGGAGGCCCGGAACCGGCCCGGGUAACCCCCGGGUCCGGGCCGGGCCUUGGGUAUAUUUUUUUUUUUGGGCUUUUCCUAGUUAACCCCCACCCCUCCCCCUCAACCCCAAACCAACCCUAACCACCUCAAAUGGCCCAAAAUACCCAGCCCAACCCAAAAACUCAAAAAAAAUUCAAAAAAAUAAAAAUAAAAUUGGCCCGGCCCGGACCCGAACCGGCCGGGCCGGUUCACCUUUUGAAGGGCCCGAGCCCGAACCGAGAAUCCACCGGGCCGGUCCGGGCCCGCACAAUGGCGGGCCGGUCCAGUUCCGGGCCGGUUGGCCCGGCCUGAGUCCACCCCUACUAAUGAUCAUCAUAAUAUAUGUUACAAUUUUAGGUCUAUUUCAUUUGAGGGUCUUCUGGGUUGAACUUUUGGAUGAAAUUUUGUGAGCAUGUUCUUAAUGAAAUGUAUAAGAUCUAUAUAGAAUUUCACAGUGUUGUCAAUCUCGGAUAACGGAGUAUAGUGGUGAGCCCCAAAAACACUAUAGUGGUAUAACGGAUAGCGGGAUGACUGCUAUUUAGACUACUUUCAAAUAUAAUAGAUAAGUAAAUACGGGAAGCAUGUGCAAUACAUACAUAUGUAAAAAUACUCUUUGCCUUACUGGAAGUACAUCUUUUAACUACUAUAAGGUACAUCUAUUACCUUUAAGGUACAUCUAAGGUCUGCAAAGAGACUACUGAAACUAGAUGGUUCACCCUAGGGAUGGACUCGGGCCGGGUGGCCCGACCCGGAACCGGACCGGGACCGGUACUGUUCUGGCCCGGCCCGACCCGGUGGCCCGGUCAGUGACCGGUCCGGGUAGGCCCGGCCCGUGGGUUUUCCGGUCCGGGCUCGGGUCACCCAAAACAAGGCCCGACCCGGCCGGGCCCGGGCCCGGUUCGGGCCAAAAACUAUUUUUUUUUCUUUUUUUUCAAUUUUUUUUAAAUUUUCGGGUUGGGCUGGGUAUUUUGGGCCAUUUGGGGUGGUUUGGGGGGUUGGGGGUGGGAGGGGGUUAAUUAGGAAGAGGAAAACAAAAAAAAAAAUAUAACGGGCCCGGCCCGGCCCGGACCCGGUGGUUACCCGGGCCGGUCCCGGGUCCACCAUUUUUGACCCGCCGGCCCGCCCGGGCCUAGGCCCGGCCCGGACCCGGCCCGGAUCCGAGUCCAUCCCUAGUUCACCCACCUAAUUACUUAGAAAUACUCUUUAGUUUCAUGAGCAAAACAUAAGAUGCUAUUAACAAUCAAAACAUCUUAAAUCAAAACAUUGACUCAAAAACAAGGUUCUAGUGUAAGAGUUUAAGCCUUUAUAAAUUAAUGUCAAAAAAUUUAGAUAUGACUUGCAAGCCCUUUGAAUUCAUCAUUCACCACUCCUCCUCAUCAAAUUGUUCUUCUUCUUCCAACUCUAUCUCAUCUUCAUUGCCAUUUUCACUACUACUGCAAUCAUAAAGUACUUCCUCCACAUUUGUCUGCUCUGCCGCUUCAACAUACUUUAUAACUUCUAUUGAGCGGCCUCUCCCUCUAGAGCUUGUAGCCCCUCUAGAGGUUGUGCCCCUUUCAUUUGUUCUGCUUUGCUGUCUAGUGUUUAUCUAAGACUCACACACACCAGUUAGGUCAGCAACAUCUCCCCAAGUAAAGUUGGUGUCAUCAUAAAAAACCAAAUCAUCCUCGACAUCAUCUCCAUCUCCCCCCAUAACUCCCACUAACCACUCAUCGCUACCAUCAAUAUCGUUUAGGAGAAUUAGAUCAAUCAAAUCAUGGCUAUCAAAUCGCUCCUUAAGAUCUUGGUUAUAUUUAAUAUAAACCAAAUCUUGUAACCUUUGAUGCUCAAACCUAUUUCUCUUCUUCGAAUGAAUCUAUGUUACAAAUUUAUAUUAAAAAACUAUUAGUCCAGAUUCCGGUUUGUUGAAAACAGUACACAAUAUGUUUGUUGAUUGAACUUGUAAAACAUGUAAUAAUAAAGUACAUGCAAGUAAACAUUAAACAUUCUAUUAGGGUGGGUGAUAAAAAAAAUUAUAUGCCUUAACUUACCGGGACCAAGAGUAUCUCUGCCUUACUGCCAGCUUCAACCCAAAGAGACCUUCAGUUCUCGCAUCAAAAAAUCAAUUAGGAAGUCAGUUAAACAAAUUAUUUAUUUUCUAUCCUAAAUUUAUGCACAUUCAAUAUAAAAUAUCAAUUUCAUAAUUACUUUAUGUCGCAUAUAACGAUAUGGAGAAAUGUAUUUUAUUUUUAAUCAUGAAUAUCACAUAAUUUGAAUGUACUCGUAAUUUACUUUUUUUAAUUAUAUUUGAUAAGUACUGUUUCAAUUUCUUAAUGUGAAGUUCUCAAUGCAUAUUUUUAAAUUCUUCUAAUGGUUUAAUCUUGAUGUUGCUAACAAAUGUAAAGUUUCAGUUUGAAAAUAAAUGAGAAAAGUUUUUUGAUUAUUGUUUAACUGCUGACAUUUAUGUUUUUAAUAGACCAACAUUUUUAUCACCUACGAUAGUAUUUUUUAACUGAAUCUGUUAUUUUUUAUUGGGUAUCUUACAAGGAACAUUAAUAAUUAUAUUCAUAUUACUAUAUAAAUUUAAAAUCAAUGUGAUUUUUGAUAUUGUAUUUAUUCUUUUACAGGCUUUUAUUUUUUAAUAAAAUACUUGUGAUCUGAAAACCAAUACUAGUAUUAUAAUUCAGGAAAAUGAAUUGUGCUAUGCAUAUUAUUGAAUAUGUACAUUUAUAGCAUGAAAAUUUGUAAAUUACUUUUUAAGAAGUUUUACAAAAGAGUAGACUAAUACAUAAUAAUAAAAGGAAAGACCUAAAAAAAGUUCUUUUUUUUUAAAUUUCAGCCAGCCAAAAUGUUGGCCGUUUGAUGACUUUGAUCUACCGAAGAGUCAAAAUGUUGGCCGUUUGAUUACUGCUACUUCCUCACCAAGGUUGCUGCAGAAAGCUGCCCAGCUGCUGACAAGCUGGGACCCGCGUCAGGCAGCUGGUCUUUUGUCUGGAUGGUCAGCACGCAGGGAGUGGAUAGCCCCACCUCAAAGAGUCUCUUGCUCCCACUUUAGCUUUCCCAAAUCAAUUUUGCUAUAGGUACCCCAUAUUUACCUCAUUUCCUACCCCAUAUAAAUACCUCAUUUUUUACCAUCCCUUUUACCCUCUUUCCAAAAACCCUUCCCCCCUCCCCCACUUUUCUUCUUCUUCCCUCUCUCUCUCUUCUCCAUCUUUUCUUUUCACGCAGCCCCCCUCAUCCCCUCCCCUUUCUUUUUCUUUUCUCUAAAACUUGAUUUCUUCUCCAUUUCAAGAUCUCUUCCCAUUAAGUCUUCUCAUUUUUACAAUCUUUUCUCCCUCCAAGCUUCUUCUCUUGCUUCUCUCCUCUUCUGCCUUUUUUUCGUUUCAAAUGGAAGAGCUACAAUAAUCGGACGAAGGGGAAAAGCUCGGUGACGUGGGGAGUUGUGUCUAAGGUAACCAUCCCUUCUCAAAUCAUGAGUUACGUACUCCAUUUAUGAUUUUUCUUCAUGUGCGUUUUUUAUUUUUAUUUUUUCCUUUUUUCGAUUUUAUGUAUAUUAUGUAUGAUAUAAAAGUGAAUAAAUGAUUAUUUUGUUUCAUUGUAAUGAUUUUGAGGUGUUACCUAAUUAAAAUUUUAGUGUAAUUUCUCUAUUUCAUUUUAUGCCCAUAACAUGUUUGUAGAAAUUACUCAAUGAAGUUUUUGUUGAAAUUCAAGAUUUUUUUUCCAUUUUUUGUACCUCAAUGUUUAAUGAGUAUUUUUAUGGAUUUCCAAUUUAAUAUGAUAUAGUAAUUUAAUUGAUGUUUGGGAAAAGAGUAUGUUGUUUUUUUGUAAUUUGUUUGUAUUUUGUUUGGCGGACAGACAAUUUAGAACUGCAGUGUCUGUCUAGCCUAAAGUGAACACGGUUUUGUCUUAAAGUCUGGGCCAAUUAACUACUCUCUGUCUUAUAGCCAGACAAAUUUUGUCUGGUCCAGACAUUAGUAGUCUGGGCCAAUUAACUACGCUCUGUCUUACAGCCAGACAAAUUUUGUCUGGGCCAGACAUUAGUAGUCUGGGCCAAUUGACUACUCUCUGUCUUACAGCCAGACAAAUUUUGUCUGGGCCAGACAUUAGUAGUCUUGGCCAUUUAACUACUCUCUGUCUUACAGCCAGACAAAUUUUGUCUGGGCCAGACAUUAGUAGAGUGGGCCAAUUAACUACUCUCUGUCUCACAGCCAGACAAAAGUUGGUUGUGCCAGACAACAGUUGUCUCGUCCAGACAAAUUGAUUAUGCCUCACAUAUGUUAUUUGUACCAAAUAUGUGUUCUGACUACGUGUUGUGUAUUAAUCGUAGGUAUUCACUUCAAGAUGACGAAUGACUUCAAAUGUAAGGCUGAAAAAGAGUUCCAAACGGACGCUAAUUCAUUUACAAAAUUUAUACCAAGUGUGACUUCUUUUGCAAUGGAGAAAUAAAUGCAAGGAUGCUGAAGUAUAUAGUGUUGGGGGAAUGUGUCCGUUUUGAAUUUGUGAUUUUUUGAACAUGUAUUUUUUUCAUAUUACAGUUGGGAAAAUGUGUUGAAUAUUGUACAAUGUUACAUGUUCAAUGUUGAACAAUUGGAUUCAGCGGUAUUGUCUGUAUGUGUUGUAUACUUAUGUAUGUUGAUCUUUUGUUUGUCUGGUUAUCUGUGGUAUUGUCUGUAUGUGUAAAUUGUUUGUCUU
Molecule: messenger RNA, 8192 nt
Organism: Cuscuta europaea
Lineage: Eukaryota; Viridiplantae; Streptophyta; Magnoliopsida; Solanales; Convolvulaceae
Source: the annotation of a GenBank genome assembly